Mesocricetus auratus (golden hamster) is the source of this 1156-nucleotide messenger RNA. RefSeq names its product olfactory receptor 4L1-like. The record is from RefSeq and is a predicted model, not a curated record. Gene Ontology annotation, cellular component: membrane. The transcript has a single exon. Gene Ontology annotation, biological process: G protein-coupled receptor signaling pathway. Bases 1 to 930 code for a protein of 309 amino acids. NCBI's taxonomy places the organism in Eukaryota, Metazoa, Chordata, Mammalia, Rodentia, Cricetidae. Gene Ontology annotation, molecular function: olfactory receptor activity; G protein-coupled receptor activity.
AUGGAUUAUGAAAAUGGAUCAACUGUGACAGAAUUUAUUUUAGUGGGAUUUUCUGGAGACUGGCAAAUUCAAACUUUCUUCUUUGUAACAUUUUCUUUGAUCUAUGGUGCAACUGUGGUGGGCAACAUUCUUAUCGUAGUCACAGUGGCAGCUAAUUCUACCCUCCGUUCUCCCAUGUACUUUCUUCUCGGGAACCUCUCCUUUCUGGACAUGUGUCUUUCUACUGUCACAACUCCCAAGAUGAUCAGAGACUUGCUUGCAGAACACAGGAGCAUCUCUGCAUGGGGCUGCAUGGUUCAGAUGUUCUUCAUGCACUUCUUUGGGGGUGCUGAAAUGACACUUUUGAUAGUCAUGGCCUUUGAUAGAUAUGUGGCCAUUUGCAAACCCUUGCACUACAGGAUCAUCAUGAGUCACAGGUUGCUGAAUACCUUUGUGAUACUUUCCUGGACAAUUGGCUUCAUACACACCAUGAGCCAGAUGGUGCUGACAGUGAAUUUGCCUUUCUGUGGCCACAAUAUCAUAAAUAACAUAUUUUGUGAUCUCCCCCUGGUAAUCAAGCUUGCUUGUAUUGAAACAAACACUCUGGAGUUAUUUGUCAUUGCUGACAGUGGGCUGCUGUCUUUUAUCUGUUUCAUCCUCUUGCUUGUUUCUUACACUGUCAUUCUGGUCACCGUAAAGCACAAAUCACCUGGCAGGCUUUCCAAGGCUCUGUCCACAUUGUCUGCCCACAUAAUCGUGGUCACUCUGUUCUUUGGACCCUGUAUCUUCAUCUAUGCCUGGCCAUUUAGUAGGUUUGCGAGCAAUAAAGUGCUUGCUGUAUUUUAUACUGUUAUCACUCCCUUACUGAAUCCUAUUAUUUACACACUGAGAAAUCAGGAAAUGAAAAAAGCUAUGAGAAAACUAUGGAUUAAACAAGGUAGCUUUGUGUAGAACAUAUAGACCGAGCAGUACAUUGUUACCACAGCCUUUGAAUAGCAUGACUAGUUCAGUUUAAGACUAUUGAUACUGUAUUGUUUGACUUUUAUGUUUGUAUCACCCACUAAUAAAGAGAAAUUUAUACCAAUGCAUUACUGUUUCACUAAUAGGGAUGGUUUAAUGUUAUUUUUCAACAUUUUUUAUUUUGAAUAUUUUCCAGUAAUAUACACUUCCUCUGUUU